Messenger RNA from Dacryopinax primogenitus, 1278 nucleotides. RefSeq names its product thyroid receptor-interacting protein 13. NCBI's taxonomy places the organism in Eukaryota, Fungi, Basidiomycota, Dacrymycetes, Dacrymycetales, Dacrymycetaceae. Gene Ontology annotation, cellular component: chromosome; nucleus. The transcript has 8 exons. The coding region runs from base 1 to 1278 and encodes 425 amino acids. The record is from RefSeq and is a predicted model, not a curated record. Gene Ontology annotation, molecular function: ATP binding; ATP hydrolysis activity. Gene Ontology annotation, biological process: reciprocal meiotic recombination; meiotic recombination checkpoint signaling.
AUGAGAUGCUCGAUCACUAAUUUCGGUCUUGCUAUAGUGGAGGUGUGUAUGAAGGCUCAGAGUAGCACGGCCUCCAACAGAGUGGAAAAGUCCGUUCGCACAUGGAUGAUGUCGGACCUCGCCUCUGUCAUACCAGGGACUUACCUGGAAGAUUGGAGAACGGUGGGGAGUCUAAGGGAUGUUGUAGAGUCUGUCUAUGUAUCAGAGACAUCAUAUCCUGUCAGCUCUGUCGACUUGACCAACUCGUCCAUCAACAUUCACGUCUACACCCCAAACACAUCGGAGCCGGAGGAACUCACGAGCGCUGGAGCCGAUGAAGGGCAAACUAUCAAUGCCGCCACCGUGUGCCUAAUGCCAAGCGCGUCCGUCGAAGGAUUAUGGCAAAGUCUGUAUUAUGGAGAUGAUGUCAAAAGCCGUCUUUUGAACUACAUAUAUGCUACUAUACGAUUUUCAAGGGCCGGCGUCGACGCGAAUGUGGUGUCCUGGAACCGCGUGCUUCUGUUACAUGGCCCACCUGGGACAGGCAAAACAUCUCUUUGUCGUGCCCUUGCCCAUAAGCUUUCGAUUCGAUUGGGGAAGGAAUACCCGGCAACGCAGCUUAUCGAAAUCAACUCUCACUCCCUGUUCUCUCGCUGGUUUUCCGAAUCCGGUAAAUUAGUUCAAGGCCUUUUCAAUGAAGUAAAGGAAUUGUGUGACGACGAGGACAAUUUUGUCGUUGUUUUGAUAGAUGAGGUAGAAAGUUUGACUGCAGCACGGGCGGGUUCUGUUUCUUCGGGCGAGCCAAUCGAAUCCAUUCGAGUCGUAAAUGCGUUAUUGACACAACUCGAUAAACUGAAACAUCGCAAGAACGUCUUGGUGGUGACAACAUCAAAUUUGAUCGAUUCAAUCGACCCAGCCUUCAGGGACCGGGCAGACAUUAUACAAUAUGUCGGGUUGCCUCCUCAAGACGGUGUCUAUUGGAUUCUGAGGGAUUGUCUGCUAGAGCUCAUAGAGAAAAAACUAAUUGCACCGGUGCCGGUACAGAAACUAUUAGAUCUCCCCGAGUAUCGCCUCAUUACGAAGAUGACCGAGUCUAGAGCGAAAGAGGCGAGCAAUUCCCUGUACAGCCUGGCUGCGAGAUGUAAAGGCAUGUCAGGUCGGACUCUCCGUCGGCUGCCGGUGCUUGCCGCUGCCCAUCAUUUAACUGGGGCAGAUUUUGACCCUCCUCCGCCAGUUGAGGUGUUUUUGGAAGCCAUGGCGAUGGUUGUACAGGAAGGGCUUGCCCACGCCGGUGUUUAG